CGAAGCAGAAUGGAACGGUGGCAAAAUAAAGUGGCUGUAGUGACAGGAGCUAGUGUCGGUAUUGGAGCAGCAAUCGCAGUAGAUUUAGUAAAAAAUGGUUUCAUUGUGAUCGCGCUAGCUCGACGUAAGGAACGCCUUAAGGAAAAUCAAAAAGCACUUCCGGAAAGUCUACAAUCUCGGUACCAUCCCAAGCAAUGUGAUGUCACCAGUGAAGAUCAAGUGAAAGAUACCUUUGCCUGGAUAGAGACUACGUUCGGGGGAACCAAUGUUCUUGUUAACAAUGCCGGGGUUCUUUCUUUGGGAGCGGAACUAUCAGGUACAGAUAAUACUCGGGCUAUUCGAAACACCGUGGAGACGAAUAUUAUGGGUGCUGUCUAUUGUGUCCGGGAGGCGUUCAAUUCGAUGAGAAAGUGCAAUAUCGAUGGGCACGUUAUAAUUAUGAAUAGUAUCGUUGGGCAUGGUGUUCCCAUCUCACCUGUUGGUGCGUUGAACAUUUAUCCUGCUUCCAAGUUUGCAGUGACGGCAAUGGUCGAAACCUAUCGCCAGGAAUUUGCAAAUGCUGGAACGAAAGUUAAAGUUACGAGUAUCAGUCCUGGGUUAGUCUUAACCGAAAUAAUGCCGAACAUGGAAAAUUUCGAAGAACCACUUUUGAAUCCUGAAGAUGUAUCUAAUGCCGUGCUGUAUGUAUUGAGCACGCCGCCUCAUGUCCAGGUUCAUGAAUUAACUAUAAAACACAUCGAAGAGAAAGUGUGAGCAAUGAGUUAGUAUUUGAGCAGUACGUAUACUAUAUACAUACAUGUGUUUGAAAUAAUAAAA
Hermetia illucens (black soldier fly) is the source of this 816-nucleotide messenger RNA. Its product is annotated as farnesol dehydrogenase-like. The transcript is spliced from 3 exons. The record is from RefSeq and is a predicted model, not a curated record. Lineage: Eukaryota; Metazoa; Arthropoda; Insecta; Diptera; Stratiomyidae. The coding region runs from base 10 to 753 and encodes 247 amino acids.